Messenger RNA from Cajanus cajan (pigeon pea), 3344 nucleotides. RefSeq names its product alpha-L-fucosidase 2. Gene Ontology annotation, molecular function: alpha-L-fucosidase activity. NCBI's taxonomy places the organism in Eukaryota, Viridiplantae, Streptophyta, Magnoliopsida, Fabales, Fabaceae. The record is from RefSeq and is a predicted model, not a curated record. Gene Ontology annotation, biological process: carbohydrate metabolic process.
GAGAGCCAUAGAUAAAAGGUGGCAACAGCUAUGAGGCACAGCCAUGAGCUUCAGCUUCCCCUGCUCCAUCGACUUGUUGUUUACUGUGUUGUCUGUUUUUGCUUAUCUUCUGCUUUGGUAGAUGGAGAACAGAAGGAGUGGUGGAAGCCAAGUUCAACCAAUUAUGGGCCUCCGAGGCCCUUGAAGAUUACCUUUGAUGGGCCUGCAACGAACUGGACCGACGCCAUCCCCAUCGGCAAUGGCCGUCUCGGGGCCAUGGUUUGGGGUGGCGUGCCGUCGGAGCUUCUCCAGCUCAAUGAGGACACGCUUUGGACUGGAACUCCUGGAAACUAUGUGGACAAAAAUGCUUCACAAGCACUGGCUGAAGUCAGAAAGCUUGUUGAUGAUGGAAAAUUCUCUGAAGCUACGGCAGCAGCUGUCAAGUUGUUCGGAACUCCUUCUGAUGUAUACCAACUUCUUGGCGAUAUCAAGUUAGAAUUUGAUGAUUCUCAUCUUACAUAUUCAAAAGAGACUUAUCUUAGGGAGCUGGAUUUGGAUACUGCAACAGUAAAAAUAAAAUACUCUGUAGGAGAUGUAGAAUUUACCAGAGAACAUUUUGCUUCUAACCCGGACCAAGUCAUUGUGACAAGGUUUUCAGCUAGCAAACCUGGGUCAUUAUCCUUUACAGUGUAUUUUGAUAGCAAAAUGCAUCACGGUUCAAGGGUAAGUGGCCAAAAUCAGAUAAUAAUUGAAGGAAGCUGUCCUGGCAGGAGCAUCCGUCCAAAAGUGAAUUCAAUUGACGAUCCGAAUCUGAAGGGAAUUCAGUUUUCUGCAGUUCUUGAUAUGCAGAUUAGUAAUAAAGGGGUUAUACAUGUUUUGGAUGAUAAGAAGCUAAGAGUUGAAGGCUCAGAUUGGGCUAUUUUGCUUUUGACAGCUUCUUCUUCCUUUGAUGGACCAUUUACUAAGCCUGAAGACUCCAAGAAGGAUCCUACUUCUGAGUCCCUCAGUAAAAUGAAUUCUGUAAAAACAAUAUCAUAUGCUGAUCUUUAUGCACGCCACUUAGAUGACUAUCAAAAUCUAUUUCAUCGUGUCUCAUUGCAACUCUUUAAAAGCUCCAAAACUGUUUUAGGAAAAUCUGUUUUGAAUGGAAGGAAAUUGGUUUCUUCCCAAACCAACAUCUCUCAAAUGGGAGGUGAUGAUUCCAUUCCAACGUCAGCAAGAGUCAAAUCUUUUCAAACUGAUGAAGAUCCCUCCUUUGUGGAGCUUUUGUUUCAAUAUGGUCGAUAUCUGCUAAUCUCUUGUUCUCGUCCUGGGACUCAGGUGGCAAACCUACAGGGUAUCUGGAACAAAGAUGUUAAGCCUGCAUGGGAGGCUGCUCCUCACUUGAACAUUAAUCUUCAAAUGAAUUAUUGGCCAUCCCUUUCUUGCAACCUACACGAGUGUCAAGAGCCCUUAUUUGAUUUCAUCUCCUCUUUGUCAGUCAAUGGAAAUAAAACUGCAAAGGUGAACUAUGAAGCAAAUGGCUGGGUUACACAUCAUGUUUCAGACAUAUGGGCUAAAACAUCACCAUAUCAAGGUCAGCCCGUUUGGGCUAUAUGGCCAAUGGGUGGAGCUUGGCUUUGUACCCAUUUAUGGGAGCAUUAUAUUUAUACAAUGGACAAAGAUUUUCUUAAAAAUAAAGCAUAUCCUUUGUUGGAAGGAUGUACAUCAUUUUUGUUGGAUUGGUUGAUUGAAGGCCGAGGUGGAUUACUGGAGACUAACCCAUCAACUUCACCUGAGCACAUGUUCAUUGCGCCAGAUGGAAAGCCUGCUAGCGUGAGCUACUCAUCAACCAUGGACAUUUCAAUCAUAAAAGAAGUUUUUUCUAUAAUCAUUUCUGCUGCUGAGGUUUUAGGAAGACAUGAUGAUGCUAUUAUCAAAAGAGUCACUGAGUCUCUAUCUAGGCUUCCUCCGACAAAAGUUGCCAGAGAUGGUUCCAUUAUGGAAUGGGCAGAAGAUUUUGAGGACCCAGAUGUACAUCAUCGACAUGUUUCGCAUUUGUUUGGACUAUUUCCAGGGCACACAAUUAGUCUCAAGAAAACUCCAGACCUUUGUAAAGCUGUGGAAUUAAGUCUAAUUAAAAGAGGAGAUGAUGGUCCAGGGUGGUCAACAACUUGGAAAGCUUCACUGUGGGCACAUCUUCACAAUAGUGAGCGCGCAUAUCGCAUGAUAAAACACUUGAUUGUCUUGGUGCACCCUGGUCAUGAACGUGCUUUUGAAGGAGGAAUUUACAGCAACUUGUUCACACAUCCCCCUUUCCAGAUUGAUGCAAACUUUGGUUUUACAGCAGCAAUUGCAGAAAUGCUUGUUCAAAGCACAAUGACGGAUCUGUACUUGCUUCCGGCGUUGCCGCGGGAUAAAUGGGGCAAUGGUUGUGUGAAAGGAUUAAAAGCACGUGGUGGGGUGACAGUUAACAUUUGCUGGAAAGAAGGAGAUUUGCAUGAAGUUGGGCUUUGGUCAGAAAGUCAGAAUUCCCGAGUGAGACUACAUUAUAGAGGAUCCGUGGUCCUGACAAGUUUAUCACCUGGCAGAGUUUACUCGUAUAAUAACCGGUUGAAGUGUGUGAACACAUACUCCCUCAGCGAAGUGAAUCCUUGAAUCUUUGCGACAAAUCUUCAUAAGGAGCAUCCAUUGCUUUUAUAAAGGCAAAACAUGAAUGAAUCUUGGUAUAAAGUUACUCUUCUAGAUGCUUGAACGCUUGAAGUUGAAGAGGUUUAAAUAAUGUUAGAUAUUCAGGCACUAACUUAUAGCUGAUUGCAAGCCAAUUAGCCAGAGAGACUUGAAUAUACAAGAAGUUUGAUAGAUAUGUGACUGAAUAUUUCUGAAUUCUGUUUUUCAUUUUUCCCUGGUACAUAAACUUAAAAUUAGUAGUGUAUAAGAAAGGGCAGCACCAUUUGUUGGGAUGCAAACAAAGUCUAACAUCGUUCAAAUAAAAGGAUGGACAUGAGUUUAUAUACAUAUAGUUGUCUCUAUUGGUUGAGAGACCUUUUGGGUGAUGUCCAAAAAUACAUCCGUGAGAGCUUGGUCCCAAAAUGAACAAUAUCUCACUAACAUAGAGACAUGUAUAUAUAUGUGUAGUAAACCCCUUAUCCUCAACACCAUUCUCAUCAUCUUGCACAAGGCAUUGAAGAGAUGGGAUUUAGUACCCAAGAUACGAGUUGAUGGCACUAUUUUCAAGCAUUAUGCACUAAAAAAUUAGUGGCCAUUCCUUGAUUCACCUAUUAAGAUGUAGAGAAACCGGAUAUUUAUAAUAGAAUUUACCAUUAUCAAAAAGUGGGGAUGACUUCAUCUGUUUUAUUGAGGUAGACAUUAUUCAUAUUAUAGCA